Molecule: messenger RNA, 1498 nt
Organism: Daphnia carinata
Lineage: Eukaryota; Metazoa; Arthropoda; Branchiopoda; Diplostraca; Daphniidae
Gene: rngo
Product: protein DDI1 homolog 2-like
Exons: 8
Coding region: 144-1421 (425 amino acids)
Biological process (GO): proteolysis
Molecular function (GO): protein binding; aspartic-type endopeptidase activity
Source: RefSeq, a predicted model, not a curated record
GAAGCUUUGCAUAGUAGGCAAUAUUGAAUUUCUACGUCAAAGAAUCGGCUCUGAAAAUUAUAUUUGGUUACUUUGACAUAAAUCCAUUCGUAGAAGCUUUUAUUUUUGAAUUCGAAUUUUUCUGCUAUUCAGUUUUAAAGAAAAUGCGUAUCACGGUUACUACGCUUUCUGAUGACAUAUUUAACCUCGAUGUUUCAGAAGAUUUGGAACUAGAGAAUUUUAAAGCAUUUUGUGAAGUUGAAUCUGGUAUUCCUGCUGUAGAAAUACGCUUAGUUUACAAUGGGAAAGUUAUGGAAGAUGGAUCUAAAAGCUUAAAGAAUCAUGGCUUGAAAGAGGGUGAUGUCAUUGUCAUACAGAGACAAAAAAUUACCACCGGUCAUCAACAAGAGCCUCCACUGAAUUUGGAUUUCAGUGCAAUACAGGUACCAUCAUCUUCGAGAGGCAAUAGAAAUACCAAUCGAGGUAAUGAAAAUGACCCUGUCUUCAUCCGAGACAUGUUUCUAGCCAACCCUGAUCAACUUGCUCUAUUGAAACAAAAUAACCCUCGCCUUGCUGAUGCACUACUGUCUGGAGAUUUAGCCCGUUUUACUACGGUACUACGUGAACAAGAAGCGGUGAGAGCAGAACGGGAAAGACUACGAAACCUGAUGUCCCGCGCUGAUCCUUUCGAUGCUGAAGCACAACGGCUGAUUGCCGAUGAAAUUCGCCAGAAAAAUAUCGAAGCCAAUAUGGAAGCAGCUAUCGAAUAUCAUCCCGAGUCGUUUGGCACAGUUGUUAUGCUUUAUAUAAAUUGCGUAGUCAAUGGACACCCGGUUAAAGCUUUCAUUGAUUCUGGAGCUCAAACCACCAUCAUGUCAUCAGCCUGUGCCCUGAAAUGCGACAUCCAUCGUUUAGUCGAUAGCAGGUGGGCUGGAAUUGCCAAAGGCGUAGGAAUCCAACGUAUUGUCGGGCGCAUCCACAUGGUUCAGAUUCAAAUCGGAGAUGAUUUUUUACCCACCUCGUUUUCAAUUUUGGAGGAACAACCUAUGGACAUGCUACUAGGAUUAGAUAUGCUUAAACGCCAUCAAUGUCUAAUAGAUUUGAAACGUAACCUUUUGGUCAUUGGAACUACCGGAACUGAAACCCCUUUUUUGUCCGAAAAUGAGCUUCCUGACUGUGCCCGAUUGUCUGGUCCACGAUCUGAAGUCGAGUCGUCAUCAGCUGUCGAAAUGGAAGAUCAUGAACUCGCAAAGGCCCUUCAAGAGUCAGCAACUCCUGAUCCAAGUACUCAACAUCCAACCGAAAAGUUCACUGAGAAACAAAUUCAAGAGUUGGUAUCCAUGGGUUUUCAACGUACACAGGUAGUUGAAGAAUUGAGAAGAUUUGAUGGGGAUGCUACUCAGGCUACUGCCGCACUUUUUGCAAAAUCUCUCAAAUUUUAAGUUAUUUCGUCAAUAUGUAUUUUCAAUAUUUUCCCCUUCUUUCGACACGAUACAACAUAUCGGGAUUUUCACAGUAA